UGAAUACCGACCGGAAGAAAGCUAAACAUGCCAAACUAAUGUUAUUAUUAAACUUCUUAGGGACUAACACACUAUUCGGUUGCUGUGAUAUUUCACUGGUAAUAUCCUUCGGUAUUAUAAGUCAGUUCGUGCUUAAAUAAAGUAAGAGUAAAACAAGUAGCACAGACAUGAGCGCCUCUGCUUUGAAAAUGAAGCCGGCAGAGCAGCUAGCGUUAGCGUCAGCUGCUGGUGGGUAACUAGGGGUAACUUAGCUUCACAUGCUAGCAACACGGGCAGGUGAGGAGCCUCUACUUAACAGCCCAGGCUAGGAAACAAAAAGCAAUGAGAAGGAGUCUUGCACCCAGUCAGGUGGCCAAACGGAAGCAACCAGGGGAUUCCUGUGAGGAUGAUGACUGGACAUGUAGAACCGAGAAAAAAAGAAACGGUGAUAAUAAGAAGCUAGAGAGCCCCAUUUCUCCCUUCAGAAAGCCUCUGACACAGCUGAACAAGCCGUCCCCUUGUCUGGAUGGUGACAAACAUGAGGCGUUUAUUCGCAGUAUCCUCUCCAAGCCAUUUAAAAUCCCCAUUCCUAAUUACACAGGCUCACUGGGAAUCAGGGCACUCGGCCUGAAGCGUGCAGGUGUGAGGAAAGCGCUUCACGAUCCCUUCGCAGAAGACGCUCUGGUCCUUUAUGAGCCCCCGACUCUGAGCGCUCACGACCUGAUCAAAGCUGAAAAAGAAAAACUACCAGUCCAUGUUGUUGUGGAUCCAGUUUUAGGAAAAGUGCUCAGACCCCAUCAGAGAGAGGGGGUGAAGUUCCUGUGGGACUGUGUGAUGGGAAGACGCAUCUCCGAUUCGUACGGCUGCAUCAUGGCCGAUGAGAUGGGCCUGGGGAAGACCUUACAGUGCAUCGCCCUCAUGUGGACUCUGCUGCGCCAAAGCCCGGACGUUAAGCCGGAGAUAGACAAGGUCAUUGUGGUUUCCCCUUCCAGUCUGGUUCGCAACUGGUACAAUGAAGUAGGAAAGUGGCUGGGAGGACGCGUGACACCAGUGGCCAUUGACGGAGGUUCAAAGGAUGAGAUCGACAGACAACUAGUGAACUUCAUGUCUCAGCACGGUUUGAGAAUACCAACCCCGAUCCUGAUCAUUUCAUAUGAGACAUUUCGACUGCACGCCGGGGUUCUGCACAAGGGCACGGUCGGAUUGGUCAUCUGUGACGAGGGCCAUCGGCUGAAGAACUCUGACAACCAGACGUACCAGGCCCUAAAUGCCAUGAGUGCCAAGAGGAGAGUGCUGAUAUCGGGAACGCCCAUCCAGAACGACCUGCUGGAGUACUUCAGCCUGGUCCACUUUGUUAAUGCUGGGAUCCUUGGUACAGCCCAGGAGUUUAAGAAGCGGUUUGAGCUUCCCAUCCUCAAAGGUCGAGAUGCAGAUGCUAGUGGUAAAGACAGAGAGACGGGAGAGGGAAAACUCAAGGAGCUGAUCAGCAUCGUCAACAGGUGCUUGAUAAGGAGAACAUCAGAUAUCUUGUCAAAAUAUCUUCCUGUGAAAAUCGAGCAUGUCGUGUGUUGCAGGUUGACUCCUCUGCAGUCGGCGCUCUAUAAGCACUUCCUGCGGCAGGCGAAACCCAUCGAGACGUUACAAGAGGGAAAAACGAAUGUCUCCUCCCUGUCCUCCAUCACAUCACUCAAGAAACUGUGCAAUCACCCGGCUCUCAUCUAUGAGAAGUGUGUGGAGAAUGCAGAGGGCUUUGAGGGGGCGCUGGAUCUGUUCCCACCCGGUUACUGCACUAAGGCUUUGGAGCCUCAGCUCUCUGGGAAAAUGCUGGUUCUUGACUACAUUCUGGCGAUGACAAGGACGACAUCUAGUGACAAGGUGGUGCUUGUCUCCAACUACACUCAAACACUGGACCUCUUUGAAAAGCUUUGCAGAUCUAGAAGAUACCUCUAUGGUCGUCUGGAUGGCACAAUGUCCAUUAAGAAAAGAGCCAAGAUUGUAGAAAGAUUCAACAGUCCAUCUAGUCCAGAGUUCAUCUUCAUGCUGAGCAGCAAGGCUGGUGGAUGUGGCCUGAAUCUGAUCGGUGCUAAUCGCCUCGUCAUGUUUGAUCCGGACUGGAACCCGGCCAAUGACGAGCAGGCGAUGGCGCGUGUGUGGAGAGACGGCCAGAAGAAGACCUGCUACAUCUACAGGCUGCUCUCUACCGGGACGAUCGAGGAGAAGAUCCUCCAGCGGCAGGCCCACAAGAAAGCCCUGAGCAGCUGUGUGGUGGACGAGGAGCAGGACGUGGAGCGCCACUUCUCCCUCGGAGAACUCCGGGAACUCUUCACCCUCAACGAGGAGACCACCAGCGACACGCAUGACCGGUUUCGCUGUCGCCGCUGUGUGAACGGCAGGGAGGUCCGGCCUCCUACAGACGACUCUGACUGCACCAGCAAUCUCUCCCAGUGGAACCACUGCUUCGACAAGAAGGGUCUGAGGGACCAAGUGCUGAAAGCCUCCUGGGACGCUGCCGUCUCCUUUGUCUUCCACCAGCGCUCGCACGAGGACCAGAAGGGUGUCGUGUAGCGGGAAGAACUCAAAAGACUAUCUCAGGACCACAUGCACUGGAUAUCCUGAUAUUUAUUUGUUAUUCUGUUGUAUUUUUACAAAAAGAUUAAAGUAAAGGAGAAUUUAAUUUGUGUUGUAUCCAUCAUGGAUUAAGUCACCUCCUCUCAUGAAUGACCUGUCCAGGAUCGGGAUAAAACUAGUCUGGGAAGUGAUUUGUUUGGACCAGUAGUCCCGAUGUGCACGUCAAGCUGUGGUGCAGGUUAGUUUCCCUACAUUAAAUGAGUUUUAAGGAACAAUGACCAGUUUAUAAAAAUAAAUGUCACCAUUUGAUGCACCAUACCAGUGUCUAGCUUUAAGUACAUUCACCUCUGUAGUCCCUUGGCAGCUCAAAAGCUGAUAUAUGAAUUGUAGAAUCAGAUGUAAAUGUUUAAGCGUUGGAGUUUUUUUCCUCCAGUGUCCCUGCAGAAGCUCAUCCAAAACAUAAUUUAACAAUACUAAUACUGCACAACACUUCAAGUGUAAUUUAUGAGCAGCAACUGACAGAGAGGCGGGAGACUUGAACUCCACAGUGUGGUUGUUUUGUAAAAAUGUUAUGAAUUACAUUUGUCCGCAAAUGUAGUGGAACAGAAAGCCAAUUUGUGGGCGGCUGAUUAUGCUAACGAUGAACACACACGUCUGUCUAAGUAAGAGGUUAAAUAAUGGCUAAGUAAAAUAAGAAAGUCUGUACCAGGAGGUAACCUCCGGUUCUGCCGAGUGAAGCUGAACAGGAAGUGUCUAAAAACAUGCAUUCUCUCUACUGACCACCAGAGGGUGACUCCUGGUUGUAUAGAAGUCUGAGAAAAUUACUCUACACUCUUGGUUUAUUUCCUCUGUGUUGUAUUGCACUGUGCACUUUUUGGUUUAGAAUUGACUGUAAAGGGGAAUAUUCCUAACAAUUGUUUUGUGCAUAAUGUGAUAUUCUCUACUAUCGCAGGUUCAAACUACACCAUCUUUUCUUUAUAUAAAUUUCAAAAGUUGAAAAAUGUUCCUUGAUUUGGGUCUUAACUUGUCAUUCAGGGGUGAUGAUGCAUCCAUCUGCCCGAGACCACAUCUGUCACACUUGUUUGUUGUUGUUGGACCAGAGUUACGUCCUUUGCAAGGUCUGUGAUGAAAAAGCUUUGAACAAAGUGAAUGUAAUACCGUGAUUUCAUCUUUAAUAGAUUAAUGUGGGUUAUAAUACAUAUCAUUAAAUUGAA
Pseudoliparis swirei is the source of this 3761-nucleotide messenger RNA. RefSeq names its product RAD54 like (gene rad54l). Gene Ontology annotation, cellular component: nucleus. The transcript is spliced from 18 exons. Lineage: Eukaryota; Metazoa; Chordata; Actinopteri; Perciformes; Liparidae. Gene Ontology annotation, molecular function: ATP binding; DNA translocase activity; ATP-dependent chromatin remodeler activity. Gene Ontology annotation, biological process: reciprocal meiotic recombination; double-strand break repair via synthesis-dependent strand annealing. Bases 322 to 2544 code for a protein of 740 amino acids. The record is from RefSeq and is a predicted model, not a curated record.